AUGAUGAUUGUUCCGUUUUUCAUUAUUAAGAAUUCAUGCUUAGGGGCAGCUGAAGUGUCAAGUAUUCUCGAAGAUAAAAUACUAUCGAAAUCUUCUGAGGCUGAUUUCGUGGAAACUGGCAGGGUUCUUUCUAUUGGAGAUGGAAUCGCUCGGGUUUAUGGACUGCGAAACAUUCAGGCUGAGGAAAUGGUGGAAUUUUCAAGUGGCCUUAAGGGUAUGGCUCUCAACCUUGAAACAGACAACGUAGGUGUGGUUGUUUUUGGUAACGACAGGCUAAUAAAAGAAGGCGAUAUCGUCAAACGUACCGGCGCCAUUGUUGACGUCCCUGUGGGCGAAGAACUGCUCGGCAGGGUGGUUGAUGCCCUGGGUAUUCCGAUCGACGGAAAGGUU
This is a messenger RNA of Soboliphyme baturini, 390 nucleotides long. The record is from the annotation of a GenBank genome assembly. NCBI's taxonomy places the organism in Eukaryota, Metazoa, Nematoda, Enoplea, Dioctophymatida, Soboliphymatidae.